Asparagus officinalis (garden asparagus) is the source of this 1153-nucleotide messenger RNA. RefSeq names its product protein DEHYDRATION-INDUCED 19 homolog 2-like. The transcript is spliced from 5 exons. The record is from RefSeq and is a predicted model, not a curated record. Lineage: Eukaryota; Viridiplantae; Streptophyta; Magnoliopsida; Asparagales; Asparagaceae. Bases 125 to 799 code for a protein of 224 amino acids.
AUCACUCAUCUCCUUCUUCCCCCAUUUUCCCAAUAAAUUAUUUCUAAAAAAACUGUAAUUUUUCUAGUAAUAUAUAAUUAGGGUUUGACCUUCGAUUUGUUCGAUCUCGGAAGCGAUUCAAUCGAUGGAACCCGAUUCUUGGACUCGAUUGUCUGCUGCGUCGAAGCGUCAUCAAUCUGCUCUUCAAUCGCGAUACGAUCUGUACCUAGGGUUUGAAGAAGUCGAUGGAGGCGAUGAGGAGCCUCGAGCGGAGUUCUUCGCUUGCCCGUUUUGUUCCGAGGAUUUCGAUAUCAUUGGGCUUUGUUGUCAUAUUGAUGAUGAACAUCCAGUUGAGGCGAAGAAUGGGGUAUGUCCCAUCUGUGCGGCAAGAGUUGGCAUGGACUUGGUUGCGCACAUGACGAUGCAGCAUGGAAACUUCUUCAAGAUGCAACGAAGGAGGAGAUUCCGUAGAGGUUCAGCUGGAUCCCAUUCUACACUUUCUUUAUUGAGAAAGGAACUUAGAGAAGGAAAUCUACAAGCUCUUCUCAGUGGGUCUACCUAUUCUGUUCCUCCUCCUAAUGCAGCACCUGAUCCUUUUCUGUCAUCAUUGAUCUACACUUCGCCGGUGGCUGACUCUUCAAGAGAUAUACAACCUGAGUCUCUGGAGGGGGAAUGCCUUGUUAGCAAGUGUUCAGAUGUGAAAGCGGUAGAAAGUGUGGAACCAUCUCUGUCUGAGACGGAGCAGAAGGAGAGAGCUUGCAGGAGCGAGUUCGUGCAGGGUCUCUUACUCUCCACGAUAUUUGAAAGUGAUAGCUCAUAAGGAGUAAGGUUUUCAAAAAUGCAGCGGUAGGGCAAUGGGAUCAUGCAAGCGAGAGCCUGAAACAAGGCCAGAAGACAGUCCACGGGACCGUUGUGUUCUGAGCUGCACCGUGGAACCUCAUCUUCUUACGAAUUUGGGGUUUCAUUUGGAAGUUGCAUGUGCAUAUGUUUUAUUUGAUGGGAGAUGAGAGAACAUGUUGUAUGUCUUUCUUAUGUUAUUUAAGGACGAAAUACUGCAAGAUAACUCUUCCUUUUUUUUAGUUUAUAAGUUGCGCGCGUUAACUAGUGUAUUUGGGACGCUCCUUGCCUUCCACCAGGGUUACCUGGUCCUGAAAUAAACUUUCUUCUUGUGUCU